Molecule: messenger RNA, 4967 nt
Organism: Dicentrarchus labrax (European seabass)
Lineage: Eukaryota; Metazoa; Chordata; Actinopteri; Moronidae
Product: probable G-protein coupled receptor 153
Exons: 6
Coding region: 796-2814 (672 amino acids)
Biological process (GO): G protein-coupled receptor signaling pathway
Cellular component (GO): membrane
Molecular function (GO): G protein-coupled receptor activity
Source: RefSeq, a predicted model, not a curated record
GACCCGCGAACGAGCCUGUGCUGUCGGGAGCGCGCAGCAGUCAUGCCUCAUCCUGUCGCUCGCCUCGCCAGCGUCGGAGCACGAGAACAAGAAGAAAUUGGUCUUUUGCCUAAAAUUUACCCGCUCUUUUAGCGCCCGUGCUGUCGCGCGACCGCCCGCUCCUCGGUGACGACGCUGACAUUUUUCUUUUUUGAAUCCAAACUCGUCGAUAUUUGUCUUUUUUUUUCUUUUCUCCCCCCUCCUCCUCCUCCUCUCCUCUCCUCCUCCUCCUCCUCCCAGUCCAUGAGUCAAAGAGGGCAACAAGAUACAAGAGGAGUACAGCUGUGGUGAUGUGGUGUUUCAGGGCUCAUCCUUCAUUUCGCAGGUCACUCCUUUAACUUGACGCCGUCGAGCCUCCUGACGCUGUUCAGUUUGGGGAUGUAAACGCUGCCGGGGAGACACUUUAACAGAGCCGAACUGAUGUGACUCAACCAGAGGAGUGUUUUCAUUCAGUGCCCCGGAACAAUGAGCCGCUAGGAGCCCAAACGUGCCGCGAAAGCCUUAGGCUUGUAAGGGAACUGGCUCGGCUCUUCCAUCUUCCCCCUCUUACAUCCCACUGUCUCGAACCACUACCAUGUCCUUUCCCUGCUGUGCCCAUCCCAUGGAGAGUGCACGCCCACCCAGAUAGGAUGCCUGCCUUGCCCGACGCCCUGCAUCCCCUCCUGCCCAUCACCACCUCCUCCUUCUCCUCGUGUGUACCUGCUCUUGCCAACAGUUCCUUGCGGCCCCCGAGGCUCCGCCCUGCCCCACUCCAACAUGGUGGAUAAGGUAACCACCAUGAAGGAUGACGUCAUCAACGCCAACACGCUGGCUUGGCUGGUUUGCUCAGGCGUGUCCAUCCUGGCCAACACUUGGAGCAUUCUUAGCGUCAGUGCCAAGCAGAAAAAGUGGAAACCACUGGAGUUCCUCAUCUGCACGCUGGCGGGCACGCACAUCCUCAACAUGGCCAUCCCCAUCACCAUGUACUGUGUCAUAACACUGCGCCGUCAGCACUCCAACUACGAGUGGAAUGAGGGUCUGUGCAAGGUGUUUGUCUCUACCUUCUACACUCUCACGUUGGUCACCUGCUUCUCCGUCACGUCGCUCUCAUAUCACCGCAUGUGGAUGGUACGCUGGCCUGUAAACUACAGGUUGAGUAACACCAAGAAGCAGGCAGUGCAUACUGUGAUGGGAAUCUGGAUGGUCUCCUUCAUCCUGUCCACGCUUCCAGCAGUGGGCUGGCAUGACACCAUUGACCGCUUCUACACCUCUGACUGCCGAUUCAUUGUGACGGAGAUCGGUCUGGGCUUCGGCGUGUGCUUUCUGCUGCUAAUCGGUGGCAGCGUUGCCAUGGGUGUGAUUUGCAUCGGCAUUGCUCUCUUCCAGACCUUCUCCAUUCAGGCGGGCCACAAUGCCGACAAGAACAAGUUCAACGUCCCCACCAUAGUGGUGGAGGAUGCCCAGGGGAAGCGCAGAUCAUCCAUCGAUGGAUCUGAGCCUCUCAAGACUUCACUGCAGAUCACCUACCUGAUCAGUGGUAUUGUCUUCAUCUACGACUUCCUGACUGGCUUCCCCAUACUGGUGGUGAGCUUUGCCAGCCUGAAGUUUGAGCGCUCCUACAACUGGAUGGUGUUGUGUGUGCUGUGGUGCUCCAUUGCCCAGUCCAUCCUGCUGCCCAUGUUCCUCUGGGCUUGUGACCGCUAUCGGGCUGACAUCCGCAUGGUGUGGGAGAAAUGCGUUGCCAUCAUGUCCAACGACGACGUGGACGAGGAAAACAGCCAAGAUGGAGGAAUUCAUGCCGACUUAAUAUAUGACAGACCAUAUGACUAUAGCUCGGCGCCUGAAAUCGUGACGGUAGACCGUAAUGCCAAGUAUGAGUUCUCAACCUUAGAAAGGGGGGUUCCGCAAGGGUAUCCAUUGAGGGAACAACAGGAAGAUAAAAUGCAGUAUUUGCAGGUGCCCCCUACAAGAAGAUACUCCCACGACGAAACCGACAUGUGGACCAGCGACCGGAUCCCCUCAUACCUUCACCGAUGGGGCUCCACCGAGGACAUGAUAGUGAGUGCCCACUACAGCUCCACCUUGCCGCGCCACGAGAGGCGCAGGAGCAGCCUGGUCUCCUACCACGAGGAGAGCCACCAUCACCAUCACCCUCACCGCAAGCGGCGACGCUCUGAGGAUAGUAUGCACUCCCUCAAGCACCUGCCACGUGUGGUGUGUGGCGGAGAGCACUAUGAGGAUGAACUGCGGUGUUUCAGCCGCGAUGAGGUGAUUAACUUUAUAGAUGAGACGCCGCUGCCGAGCCCCAGGAAGAGCCCGCGGCGCACAUCCACCAUCUCACUUAUCCCCAAUGUGUACGAACAGCACACAGUCAUCCUUCCUCACUUCCCGCUCACAGACUUUGAGCGUGAGCCUCAGGCGCUCAGGCGUGUCUCAGAACACAAAAGGAGCAGUAGUCGGGGAAACUCACCCGAGGGUUCCCCCAAACCAGACAGACCUACUGGAAAGAAGAGCCCUGGGGCUUGUGGCUCUGGUAAAGGCUGCCGGGAGCGCCAAAGAGACGGGAAACAGCAGUGUGAAGUAGGCUCACCUAGGCGUAGCCAGCAGACUCCAGGGCACUCUAGGCCGAGGACAGGCGGCGGAGCUGGGGCUGGUGCUGGAGCUGACUGGGGGCAUCAGAAGCACCUGAGCAAGGCCGAGAGUAAAGGAAGCACAAACAGUUUUGUAAGCACACCCUCGGUAUCAUCCUCGGGAUACAUCACCUUUCACUCUGAUUCUGUGGGCUCCACGACCUAAAAAGCAAACUUUCCCUUGUUAAUAUCAACAUAAUAACUAAAGUUAUUAUCAUAAUGAAAACCACUAGAGUAUUGGUGGUUAUGGGAAAGUGACAUACUGGGUUAUUUGGCCUUUUUACUUGUGCCACUUUUCUGUUUUACUAUAUAUACCACCAAUAUCUGUUAUGCUAAAUGGCCUUGAGAACUUUGGACAUAAUGUCUGAAUGGGCCUAACGUUCAUUUCGUAUGUAGGCUGGUGGAAAGGUCGGGUGAUUCUGCUUUCACAUCACACAAUAUCCACACCACACUUUUUUCCAGCACAGGCACAAAUAAACUGUUUUUAAUGGCGUGAACAUUCCCACACCUUGUUUUUGCUGUUUGAUGUUGUUUCCUAUGAAAUGCUCAAAGAAUUGGAGGAGGUAGUUAUUUGGGUGGUGUUCAUUUCUUUCUAUUUUUUGCACUUAAGAACUUGAGCUUACAUUGUAUUUUAUUUGGCCUGUAAUGGCUGUGUGUUUUGUUGUAUGGACACAUUUGCUUUAAAACCAAACUUUCCUGAAUACCGCCCAUUUACCUUGAAAUUUACUUAAGGAUACGACACAAUAUACAUAUUUAUUUUAUUUUGAUCAUGAUGUACAACUUUUUUAUUAACAAUAUUAUUAACAACACAUGAAAAGCUUUUUUUCAAGCACCCAUAUAUGUUUAAGUAAACUGAGAGUGGUAAUCCCAAACUCUUUAAUGCCUAAUAGUUUUACAGUUACUGUGUGAGAUAUUGAGAUAUUACGUGAAGACCCCAAAUUCUUAAUGAAAAUGUGAAGUCAGUUUUUAAAGAUUGACAUGUCAUGUAUAUAUGAAGGAUACUGGAUUCAUGGUUUCGUUGUUUUUUGUUUUGUUUAUUGAGAUCUAUGCUUAGAACAUUUCCUCCCAAUUCUUAUUAUUCCACUGUUUGUGUUGAGAUCAUCGGGCAUCAACAGUUGCUCACGACAUUGGAUAUUUGCAUACAGAACAUCAGACCAAUAGGGCUGGAAAUGGCUUUAUCCUCAUCUACUGAGCAUGUCAGCCUGACCUCACCUCCUGUUUCAAUUAUGUGUUAGAAAGCACCAAUAAUGAAUUUAGUAGAAGAAGUGGGAACCUUUAAAAGACAUCCAAUGGUCCAAAAGUUGAUAUCACAGAAUUUUUUUUAGCAUGAAUUAAGAACAUUGUGAAUAUAAUUACAAUUGAUUAUAAUUGCAAAUUAAUAACUUCUGGAAAGUUAUAUGUUUCAACAUAAAUCAGACAUUAUAAUUAAUAUGUUAUCUAAUAACAGGCACAAAAACAGCUAUUGCUAUUCUAUGAGGUUUUUCACGUGUGAAGAGACUUUAUCUAAGCUCCAUAAAGUAGCCUAAUGGAAAUUAAAUAUAAGCAUUUGCAGAGCCCCAGUAAUGGAUCCUGAGGGAAAAAAUAAAUGUUCAAAGUCAAAAAUAGUAUUAUUAAAUUAUCAGUGAAAUGCCCCAUAAUUUUGAGAAAUUCUCAGCACACUCAAAUGGACACUGGAGUGAACUUUACAAUGAAGCUGACUUUACAAAUCCCAAUGUUAAAUUAACAAAGAACUUCUCAUGUUUACCAAGUAUGACAAUUUGCUGACUAAAAAGAGUGAAAACGAUUCUACUAACAAAUACUAGCAGAACCAACUUUGGGCUUUGACCUCUCAUGGACAGUAACUGCUAACAUGAAUGUAUUUGCACUAAUUAGGUUUAGGUUUUCAAAGAAAUGACUAAGACUAUAAGGACAAUAUGAAAUGAAAAUAUCCCCUUUGACAGCCUUAUUAGUUGUGAAACUUUUUUGUUAUAACCAUCCAAGUAAUAAAGUUGCGUAUGUGUUUUCACUCAUCUGCGGUCCUUUAAAUGUUUAGUUUGAAUUCUAAUGUAUUAGUGUACCUCUCAAGCAUUGCAGCCUAUUCAACUGGAGAAUCAGCUGAAAUGUAUCUUUCUUUGGACCCAUAACAUCACACCCCCUUAUCACACUUUGCUAUGUCAUAGAUUUUUGCAUUUUGUGUUUACAAUAUUAAAAUAUAAUUUUGUAACAUAUUCAAAGAUUUAUGACUCAAAUAUGAAUGAUGUUAAAUGUUAUGAUUUUCUUGUUCAGAUGAUGACUUUGUUAAAAAGAUAUGACUGAUUAAAUUCACAAGAUGAAGCUUCA